Anolis carolinensis (green anole) is the source of this 2147-nucleotide messenger RNA. It is a transcript of the gene sav1, whose product is annotated as salvador family WW domain containing protein 1. Gene Ontology annotation, molecular function: protein binding; molecular adaptor activity. Lineage: Eukaryota; Metazoa; Chordata; Lepidosauria; Squamata; Anolidae. The transcript is spliced from 5 exons. The coding region runs from base 190 to 1344 and encodes 384 amino acids. The record is from RefSeq and is a predicted model, not a curated record. Gene Ontology annotation, cellular component: cytosol. Gene Ontology annotation, biological process: hippo signaling; apoptotic process; positive regulation of apoptotic process.
CCGCUUCCUCUGUUUCCCCCUGAAUGAAGCCUUCCGAGCAGGCCUUCCGGGACGCGUCCUCGCUCUCUUCUGAGGCGAAGGCGGGGACCCAAGGAGGAGGCCAUGGGGGCCCGGAGGCGGCGGAGGAGGCGGUGAGCGGGGCCUCGGGGCCUAGGCCGGGCCUCCUCCUGCUCCUCCGAACGGCGGGGGAUGCUGUCCCGGAAGAAGGCCCGCGGGGAGGUGUCGAAGCCCGGGGAGGUGCAGGGCAAGUACGUCAUCAAGGAGACCAGCCCCCUCCUCCGCAAUCUGAUGCCUUCCUUCAUCCGCCACGGACCGACCAUUCCGAGACGGACAGACCUCUGCCUUCAAGAUCCCACUCCGCCUGCCUUCUCCGUAGUUGGAGACGGGGCCGUGUCCCGGAACCAGAGCUUCCUCCGGGCCCCAGUCCAGAGGCCUCCGCACGAGGUCCUCCGCAGGGAAAGCCACCGGCUCUCGGCCCCUUCCUACCUGGCCCGGGGUUUGGCCGACGUGCCCCGGGAGUACGGAGCCUCCUCGCAGUCCUUCCUGACCGAGGCCAACCCUGGGACUGAAAAUGGCGAGGCGGGGCCCCGUUACUAUUACGACCACUUCUACAACGGUCAGAGACGGCACGCGCUGGGGGAGCACCUGCAGGAGGAGUACCGAUACUAUGAACACAACAACGACCUCGUCCAGAGGAUGCCGCACAAUCAGGGAAGGCACAAUUCAGGCCUUGGGAGGGUGGCUGCUACUUCGCUGGGAAACUUAACGAACCACAGUUCGGAAGACUUGCCUCUCCCUCCUGGCUGGACAGUGGACUGGACUCUUAGGGGGAGGAAGUACUACAUUGACCACAACACCAACACAACGCACUGGAGCCACCCUCUGGAGAGGGAGGGCCUGCCUCCAGGGUGGGAACGGGUCGAAUCGGCUGAGUUUGGCGUGUAUUACGUCGACCACAUCAACAAAAGAGCGCAGUACAAGCACCCCUGUGCCCCCAGUGUUCCCCGCUACGACCAGCCGCCUCCUGUGACCUAUCAGCCGCAGCAAGUGGAGCUGAGCCAGCCGAUCCUGGUGCCGGCCAAUCCCUACCACACGGCAGAGAUCCCAGACUGGCUGCAGGUCUACGCCAGGGCACCGGUCAAGUACGACCACAUCCUGAAGUGGGAGCUCUUCCAGCUGGCCGACCUGGACACCUACCAGGGGAUGCUGAAGCUCCUCUUCAUGAAGGAGCUGGAGCGGAUCGUCAAGACGUACGAAGCCUACCGGCAGGCGCUGCUCUCAGAGCUGGAGAGCCGCAAGCAGCGGCGGCAGUGGUACGCCCAGCAGCACAGUAAGAACUUCUAGCCAGGAUGUGCCUUGGAUGGACGCGGGGGGCCCGGGGACUUUGAAGGGGCCUUCUCACUCUCUUGGCGGUAAAUAAUCGCGGAACAAGGGCUUUGGUUGCAAAAGGCAACGUCUCUGCCUUGAUGUCGCACCUUUUGUAAGUAUCCUCUUUGUAUCUCUUGUAUGCAGAAGACUUUUUUUGUUAUAACGUCUUACUCCUGGUUUGGAGAGAAAAGACUGGAACUCCAACAUCAUUGUUUUGGCUGGAAUCUUCUUUUUUAAAAUUCCAGCUAACUUGUUGGAGAAGCAAAGCUUUAUUUUUGAUGUCAUUUGUAAGAAUUUCCACUCUGAAUUUCCACUAUGCAGUUGUUGGUUAGACCAGGGCCCCUUUCUGGCUCAGUGCAACAUGGAUGGAUCUGUGUUCGCGGCAAUAUAUAAAGAAGAGCCCAGUGGAUCUUGGAAGCAUUGGAGAAGAUGUUUUUCCUUAGACUCAAGCACUUAAUAAACACCUACCUUAUUCUGACUGUUGAGCAGAUGAUCAGUUUGGCACAAUGCUGGAAUUCUUCCCAGGCUCCUCUCAUCGUGGAAGGCGGCCUCAUGUAGCCAUUGGGAAUACAUUCCCCAUCAGAAGUAGCAGUGGACUGUUUUACAGGAUUUUUUAAAAUCUGAAGCCAAACUUGCCUCUGCAUCCGUGACUUCGGGGCACCUCCUCCGCAGCCUCAACAUGCUGCGUAUGGGUACUCCUUAGGAGACACGGAUUGUAACCCUUGUGUCCUUUCAAUCUCAAAUAAAUCUUUUUACAUUUUUGAGUGAAAGCAGCCUUA